Molecule: messenger RNA, 2511 nt
Organism: Ceratotherium simum simum (southern white rhinoceros)
Lineage: Eukaryota; Metazoa; Chordata; Mammalia; Perissodactyla; Rhinocerotidae
Gene: AAR2
Product: AAR2 splicing factor
Biological process (GO): spliceosomal tri-snRNP complex assembly
Source: RefSeq, a predicted model, not a curated record
GCUUCGGGAUUACGGAGUGCCUCUGAGCUGGAGCACCUCGCCGGGACGGCCUCCUCCCGGUCUGUGGGCCGGUGCUGGGACCCUGGUGUCUGCAGGCCGUUCUCCUGAGAAACCGUCACCACGGACCGUCGCCGGGACUUCCAGGGGCACCCGGGCUGUUUUGGAAGUCAAGAAAAGUUCUCCAAAAGGUCACCCGCCACUGGUCCUAUGGCUGCCAUGCAGAUGGAUCCUGAGCUUGCCAAGCGCCUUUUCUUUGAAGGGGCCACUGUGGUCAUCCUGAAUAUGCCCAAGGGGACAGAGUUUGGCAUUGACUACAACUCCUGGGAGGUGGGGCCGAAGUUCCGGGGCGUGAAAAUGAUCCCACCAGGCAUCCACUUCCUCCACUACAGCUCUGUGGACAAGGCCAAUCCCAGGGAGGUGGGCCCUCGUAUGGGUUUCUUCCUUAGCCUGCAGCAGCGGGGGCUGAUGGUCCUGCGCUGGAAUGCAGUCCGGGAAGAGGUAGACCUAUCCCCAGCCCCAGAGGCUGAGGUGGAGGCCAUGAGGGCCAACCUCCAGGAGCUGGACCAGUUCCUGGGACCUUACCCAUAUGCCACGCUCAAGAAGUGGAUUUCACUCACCAACUUCAUCAGUGAGGCCACAAUGGAGAAGCUGCAGCCUGAAAGCCGGCAGAUCUGUGCCUUCUCAGAGGUGCUGCCCGUGCUCUCCAUGAAGCACACCAAGGAUCGGGUGGGGCAGAACCUACCCCGCUGCGGCACUGAGUGCAAAAGUUACCAGGAGGGCCUGGCGCGGCUGCCUGAGAUGAAGCCCAGAGCCGGAACAGAGAUCCGCUUCUCAGAGCUGCCCACACAGAUGUUCCCGGCAGGUGCCACGCCGGCAGAGAUAACCAGGCACAGCAUGGAUCUCAGCUAUGCCCUGGAGACUGUGCUCAGCAAGCAGUUCCCCAGCAACCCCCAGGAUGUGCUUGGUGAACUCCAGUUUGCCUUUGUAUGCUUCCUGCUGGGGAAUGUGUACGAGGCAUUUGAGCACUGGAAGCAGCUCCUGAACCUCCUGUGCCGGUCAGAAGAAGCCAUGGUGAAGCACCACACCCUCUACAUCAACCUCAUCUCCAUCCUGUACCACCAGCUCAGCGAGAUCCCUGCUGACUUCUUUGUGGACAUUGUCUCCCAGAAUAACUUCCUCACCAGCACCUUACAGGUUUUCUUUUCCUCCGCCUGCAGCGUUGCCGUGGAUGCCACCCUGCGGCAGAAGGCUGAAAAGUUCCAAACUCACCUGACCAAGAAGUUCCGGUGGGACUUUGCGGCGGAGCCUGAGGACUGUGCCCCGGUGGUGGUGGAGCUCCCUGAGGGUGUGGAGACUGGCUAACUGGGAAUGCUCUCAGCCAAGCGAGGCCCCUUCCCACAUGGCUGCAGUCCUGGCCUCUCCAUUUACCCCUUCCUACUGGGACCUGCCGGGGCAUCGGUGCCACCAGGUUCUGCAAAGAUGGAGCCGGAAUUCCCUCCUUCACCAAUAAAUAAAGUUCCUUCAGUGUCAGAGAGGCUGUACUCAUCCUAAAGACACAUUUGUGGGUUCUCUAGCAGCCUGGCCUUGGUGCUAACCUGACUGAAUUCUAGGUGGGCUCCUACAGAAGUCAGCAACAACCUACUUCCUUCUGAAUGAGAAGAAAUUGAACCAAAAGCCCAAGAGGGCCGAUUGCUUAUUCCAUAGGAUAGUUAGAAAACAAGAAACCCUGGACUGCUUAGGGGUCUGAGAUGUCAGUUAGUGACUUUUUGAAGUUAAACAGAGGGUAACAGGGCGAUGACUGAGAAUUUCUGCCUGCCCCUUGUUGAGUGGUCAUACAUCACAGAAAUAUGGGCAUGUGACCGUUCAGGAGCCCCAGACCGGGGAGAACGUACCACAGAAGACAUUUGGGUUGAGUGACGAGUAGUCUGCUUUUGCUUUCUCUGUCUAAGUCCCAUUCUCAUGUCCAGAGGUCCCAGUUGGAAAUCUUCCAAGAUGGUGUGGCCCUUGACCUCAGGGGCCUUGCUGGUGCCACACCCCUCCCACCUAUCUUAUUCUAAGACUUCCUACCCAGAAGUUGGACUUGGCAACCCUCCCAUAUGGCCCCAUUCCUCACCAGAGCCACCAUGACUGUUUCUGAUGACCUGGAGAUUCAACCACAAAGAGAAAGGUUCUUGCUCUGGGCAGGCAUCUUUGGCCCUGUUGAAGUUCUGUGCCUCUUCUGUAGAGCUCUGGAGAAGACCUGAUCAGCCUAGAUCUUCCCAGUCUUGCUGUGGAGCUGUCAGCCCCCGGAGUAAUGAUGCUCCAGUUUUCUGAGAGUCCUGAGGGUGUGCCCAUCAUGCACACAGGCCCUGCCACCCUGACCUCAAACUGCUGUACUAUGAUCAGAGUCCCUGCACUGGUCUUUUCCAAGGCUGUGGCUCACACCAGGUUUCUGAAUGAGAAUCCCUGCUGGUUAAGACUUGUGGUUCCACUUGUUUCCUUGGAGAUAUUUUCCAAGAGCAUAGUGUACAU